GAGGCUCUUAGAAAGCUUGGCGACUCAAACAGAGGUUUAAUGUAAAGCCUCCAAUUUUUAUUUCUUCUUUCUUUACCAAAAAAAAAAAAAAAAAAAAAGGAGGGGGGGAGAGAAGUGUUGUGAAUUUCCAGCAAACUUUGCACACUAAUUUGAUGCUGCAAAAAACUUGCACCGCUGGAUAUUGGAAGGGUUUGGGGCUCCAGCUUGCAAACCGAAUCCAUUUCUUUCUUUCUCUGGUUGUAAUUGAAGACAGCCAUGGAGCAGAGAGAGAGGCUGCCUGCAGAGAACUGCUCUCUCCCCGUUGACAGGCAGAAAAACCGUAAAUAUCAAUGCAUCUUGGGUUUCCUAUGCGUUUUCCCAUUGGCUGUUCUGCUGGCUGCUGUGAGAUCGCCCUUGGCCACAGAUGCUCAGGAAAUCCAGGAAGAUGCUGCAAUCCCGGCUUUUCCGAAGAAUAUCCCCUUGCCUCGCAGAGACCUCACUUUCCCGCUUCACCCUCAUCUGCGGAAGAAGCGCUACACUCUCACACCGGGGAACCUCAAGUGGGACCACUUCAAUCUGACGUACAAGAUCCUGUCGUUUCCCAGAAACCUCAUCAAUGAGAGCCAGACCCGAAAGGGGCUGGCUGCCGCUUUCCGCAUGUGGAGUGACGUCUCUCCCUUCAGUUUCCGGGAGGUGCAGCCGAACUCAGCCAGUGAUCUGAAAAUCGGUUUCUAUCCCAUAAACCACACAGACUGUCUGGAGUCCAAGAUCCAUCACUGCUUUGAUGGCACGACGGGCGAACUCGCCCACGCCUUCUUCCCUCAGACUGGCGAGAUCCAUUUUGACGACCACGAAUACUGGAUCGUGGGCGAUACGCGGUUCAGCUGGAAAAAGGGUGUCUGGCUUACAGAUCUGGUCCAUGUGGCAGCGCAUGAAAUCGGCCAUGCUCUGGGAUUGAUGCACUCCUUGGACCCGAACGCCCUGAUGCACCUCAACGCCACACUGACUGGCAAAAACAAAAUCUCGCAGGACGAGAUGUGGGGAAUUUUCAGGCUUUACGACUGCAAAGACCGACUCUUCGUAUGUCCUUCCUGGACACGCAGAGGGUUCUGCAAAAAGCGCCCAAAACUUAUGAAAAAACAUUGUCCGUACAGUUGUGACUUCUGCGUAGAAUUUCCUUUCCCAACGGUGGUGCCAACAGCUCCUCCUCCCCGGCUGAAAGCCAGGACUGUCCCAGAGGGCAGAAACGUCACCUUCCGAUGUGGCCGGAAGAUAAUCCACAAGAAAGGCAAAGUUUAUUGGUAUAAAGAAAAAGAGCUUCUGGAAUACUCCUAUCCUGGCUACCUGUCCCUGGACGACGACCAUAUGAGCAUCAUAGCCAACGCCAUUAACGAAGGGACUUACACUUGCAUUGUGAAGAAAAAAUCAAAGAUCCUGACCACGUAUUCCUGGAGAGUUAAACUGAAGCAUUAGUGGACAUCCUUUGCAAAGACUUUCAUGAUCUCGUCGGUUCCCGAUAUGGACGACUUUCUAUUUUUGCCUAUAUUGUACGUACAUAUCUAUGACACAUUUACUUCCCGCGUUGCCUCCGUCCUUUACGACGGUGUCAUCCUUGCUUGGCCGAUCCGUGAGGACGCUGGACCUUCCUCAGUCGGCACUGAUCACUUCCACAAGGAGGUGAGUACGGAAGAGAUUAGAAUCGCCAUUGAAAUGAUUCCAUAUUUUUCCUCUGUUCUUUCCCUUGAGUUCAUAAGCCAGCUGGCUUAGUUGGUUACUCUCUCGGGGGACUUUACUGUGAGUUUUGAUCAGCUCUACAUCCUUAGAGAUGGGCAAGAGGUGAUUGCAUUGUAACACUUUCAGCUUUCAGUGUGUUCUCAGACUUUGUCCAGACCAUCGGGGCCCACAGCAGCCACAUUUGCAACAAUGCCUUAAAAGCCUCUAAAACCACAAAAGCUACAAUUAACAUAAGAACAGCCGUGCUGGAUCAGGCCCAAAGCCUAUUUAGUCCAGCAGCCAGUUUCACACAGUGGCCCACCAGAUGCCUCUGGGGAGCCCACAGGCAAAAGGUAUGUGCAUGCCCUCCUGCUUUUUCUCCCCUGCAACUGGGCUUGAGAGGCAUCCUGCCUCUGAGGCUGGAGGUGGCCCAUAGCCACCAGACUAGUAGUCAUUGAUAGACCUGUCCUCCGUGAAUCUGUCUAAGCCCCUUCUAAAGCGAUCCAGGAUGGUUAUACAUCACAUCUUGUGGCAGUGAAUUCCAUAGAUUAAUUACGCUCUGUGUGGAAAAAGUACUUCCUCUUGUCAGUCCGAAAUUUCUCGACCUUCAGUUUCAUGGGAUGACCCCUGGUUCUGGUGUUAUGAGAGAGGGAGAAAAAUUUCUCCUCUGUCCAUCCUCUCCACUCCAUGCAGAAUUUAAUACACCUCGAUCAUGUCUCCCCUUAGUUGCCUCUUUUCCAAACUAAAGAGCCCCAGAUGCUGUAGCCUUGCCUCAUAAGGAAGGUGCUCCAGGCCCCUGAUCAUCUUGACUGCCCUGUUUUCCAGAUCUACAAUAUCCUUGUUAAGAUACAGUGACCAAAGCUGUAUGCAGUACUCCAGAUGUGGCUGCACCACAGAUUUGUAUAAAGGCAUUAUAAUAUUAGCAUUUUAAUUUUCAGUCCCCUUCCUAAUGAUCCCUAGCAUGGAAUUAUCCCUUUUCACAGCUGCCGCGCACUGAGUUGACGCUUUCAAUGAGUUGUCCACCACGACCUCAAGAUCUCUCUCCUGGUUGACAGGGGCGUAUCUAGGGUAGGGCAGGCAGGGCACGUGCCCCGGGCGCCACUUGAAGGGGGGUGCCAUUUUUUAAAAUGAAAAAAUAAAUAAAAUAAAUGGCCACUGAAAACAAAAUGGCCACCACACAUAGUCAAAUGGCCUCUGCAAGACUCUAGUAUCUGGGAAAAGACAAAUUCUCCAUUUAUUUUUAAAACUUAUGCAAUAGUGAUGCUACAAUGCAUAGUAGAGAAUUAGACAGGCACUUCAGUUUAGUUUUCCAAGUACACCUCCACAUAGUAUUUGGGUAUUUCAUGAGCCCCAGCGUACUGAAAUUUGUAGUUUUCGAGCAUUUUUUGAUCUGGCUACGUCCACUGUUAAAUAGCUUUUGAAAUAUUAAAAGAUUAACAAGCUUGACUUGUAUUUUUGAGCUGAUAUUAUGGUAAAGUUAUCUGAAAGAUGGGUGUCAGAUGUUUGGACAGGGGGUGCAAUUUCAGUGCUUGCCCUAGGCGCUAUUUUUCCUAGAUACGCCUCUGCUGGUUGGUCACUGACAGCUCAGAUCUCAUCGGUGUAUAUGUGAGCUUGGGGUUUGUUUGUUUUUGCCCCAGUAUGCAUCACUUUAUGCUUGCUUACAUUGAACUGCAUUUGCCAUUUUGUUGCCCACUCCCCUAGUUUGGAGAGAUCUUUUUGCCGCUCUUCACAAUCCGUUGUGGAUUUCGCUACCCUAAAUAGUUUAGUGUCCACUGAUGAUGUUGGAGGAACAGAAAUGAGCAGGAAUGUCCUCCAGAGUUUAUUCCCAGGAACAUAGGAAGCUGCCAUAUACUGAGUCAGACACUUGGUCCAUCUAGCUCAGUAUUGUCUACCCAGAUUGGUAGCUUCCCUCAGGUUGCAGGCUGCGGUCUCUCUCAGCCCUAUCUUGGAGAUCCCCAGGAGAGAUUACAAUUUGUUCAUUGCCAUCCUGCCUUUUUCCUUCCUUUUUCCAAUUUUACAUUCACGAUUUGGGAGUCGGGCAUAAAGAAGAGGUGAUCACACCCAGAAAACUGCAAGCACAAUGCUGCUGUUGCCUCUUUUCCAUCUCUUGGGGACGGUGGGUGUACGUUUCCAAAAAUAACAAGCAUCCGUCCACUGAGAUGGUACCAAUUGCCAAAAUUUGUGUCUCCUGUGGACUAUUUGUGUCAGUUCCUAGAUUGUAAGCCUCUUGGGGCAGAGAUCUGUUCCUAAUACACCACACAUGUGCAUGGCGUUCUAGCGAUGAUUAUAUAUAUAUA
This is a messenger RNA of Hemicordylus capensis (graceful crag lizard), 3989 nucleotides long. It is a transcript of the gene MMP23B, whose product is annotated as matrix metallopeptidase 23B. The transcript is spliced from 8 exons. The coding region runs from base 256 to 1452 and encodes 398 amino acids. The record is from RefSeq and is a predicted model, not a curated record. Gene Ontology annotation, molecular function: zinc ion binding; metalloendopeptidase activity. Lineage: Eukaryota; Metazoa; Chordata; Lepidosauria; Squamata; Cordylidae. Gene Ontology annotation, biological process: extracellular matrix organization; proteolysis; collagen catabolic process. Gene Ontology annotation, cellular component: extracellular matrix.